AUGACAAAACUAGAAACUAUGCCAAGUUAUUUUAUUGGCCAUGGCGGUGUUGGAGUGUUGAAUACUUCAAGAACUUAUUUAGACCAUUAUAGAAAUCAAUUGACACUGAUAGGUGAAGAGAUUUUGUCUUUAAACCCUAAAGCAGUUAUUGUUACUUCAGGUCAUUUUGAAAGUCCACACGGCCAGAACAAAAUACAAAUUAAUGUAAAGGAAAAUACAGAUGUUGCAUAUGAUUAUUUCUUCAAACAUGAUGAUCCGGAAGUAUACAAAUUGAAGUUUGAUCAUCAUGGUAGUAAAGCUAUUGCUGAUGAAUUAGCUGAAUACUUAAAAGAUGUUGACAAAAGUCUUCUAAUUGAAAAGAUUGAAAAAGAUACUGAUCAUGGAGUAUGGGUUCCUUGCAAAUUAAUGUUCAGGGAGGAAAACCUACCUCUCAAAUUUCCGAUAAUCAGUUUAUCUACUUUGAAUCCUAAAUAUAAUAACUUCAAUCAACAAAUAAACUUGGGGAUAUCUUUAUCAAAACUAAGAGAAAUGGGGUACAUAAUAGUUAAUUUGGGAAUGAUUGUGCACAAUGUUUAUGCUUCACUAAAUGCGAGUAAAGUCAUUGAUCAAUUUAAAAAUGACAAAUAUAAACUCGGAACUAUCACAAAUGAUAAUUUUGAAAGGGAUUUUACAAAAGAAGCUCAAGACUUAGUCAGUUUGGAUAAUAUUAUAGAGCGCAGGAAGAUGACUGCUGACCUUGAAUUUAAUACUAGCUCAAAUUUAAGGUUCGCACAUCCAUCUUUGGAACAUUUCACUCCAUUUUUAAUAUUCAUUGGAACGUCAUUAAAUGAUGAUUCUGGUUUCACAUACGACAUCAAUACUUAUGAUAAAGGAAUGAGUUAUGCAAGCUUUAAAUUUGAAUAA
Molecule: messenger RNA, 903 nt
Organism: Debaryomyces fabryi
Lineage: Eukaryota; Fungi; Ascomycota; Pichiomycetes; Serinales; Debaryomycetaceae
Product: DODA-type extradiol aromatic ring-opening family dioxygenase
Exons: 1
Coding region: 1-903 (300 amino acids)
Molecular function (GO): ferrous iron binding; zinc ion binding; oxidoreductase activity, acting on single donors with incorporation of molecular oxygen
Source: RefSeq, a predicted model, not a curated record